AAGCAGCGAGGAAGGGCAGAUCUGUUCGCCCCGAUUUCUCCUCCCCUAUUUAUAGCGCCCUCCCCUCCGGCUCCGGGCACCACCACCACCACCACCACCACUUCUCCUCAUUGUCCUCGCGCUCCGAGUCUCCGACGACCAACCGCGCCACGCACCACUAGGCUGCCUGCCGCCAAGACAGGCGAGAUGGUGAAGAUCUGCUGCCUUGGAGCUGGCUAUGUCGGUGGCCCGACAAUGGCGGUCAUCGCCCUCAAGUGCCCUGACAUUCAGGUGGUUGUGGUAGAUAUCACCAAGUCCCGUAUUGAUGCCUGGAACAGUGACACUCUCCCAAUCUAUGAGCCUGGCCUCGAUGAUGUCGUCAAGCAGUGCCGUGGAAAGAACCUCUUCUUCAGCACUGACAUUGAGAAGCAUGUUAGUGAGGCUGACAUCAUCUUUGUGUCUGUCAACACCCCAACCAAGACCCGCGGUCUGGGAGCUGGAAAGGCUGCUGACCUCACCUACUGGGAGAGUGCAGCUCGCAUGAUUGCCGAUGUGGCCAAAUCCGACAAGAUCGUGGUCGAGAAGUCCACUGUCCCAGUCAAGACUGCUGAGGCAAUUGAGAAGAUCUUGACCCACAACAGCAACGGCAUCAACUUCCAGAUCCUCUCCAACCCUGAGUUCCUUGCUGAGGGUACUGCCAUCAAGGACCUGUUUAACCCUGACCGUGUUCUUAUUGGAGGACGGGAGACCCCGGAAGGCCAAAAGGCUGUUCAGACGCUGAAGGCUGUGUAUGCUCAUUGGGUUCCUGAGGAUCAGAUCCUGACAACCAACCUAUGGUCUGCAGAGCUGUCUAAGCUUGCAGCCAAUGCAUUCUUGGCUCAGAGGAUCUCCUCUGUGAAUGCCAUGUCAGCCCUCUGCGAGGCCACUGGUGCAAAUGUUUCUGAGGUAUCUUAUGCUGUGGGCAAGGACUCUAGGAUCGGCCCAAAGUUUCUCAAUGCCAGUGUUGGAUUUGGGGGCUCUUGCUUCCAGAAGGAUAUUCUGAACCUGGUUUACAUCUGUGAGUGCAAUGGCCUCCCUGAAGUUGCCAACUACUGGAAGCAGGUCAUCAAGAUCAAUGACUACCAGAAGAGCAGGUUCGUGAACCGUGUUGUUUCCUCUAUGUUCAACACUGUUGCAAACAAGAAGAUUGCAGUGCUUGGCUUUGCAUUCAAGAAGGACACUGGUGACACAAGGGAGACUCCUGCUAUUGAUGUCUGCAAGGGUCUGCUUGGUGACAAGGCUAAGAUUAGCAUUUAUGAUCCUCAGGUGACUGAAGACCAAAUCCAGCGUGACCUUGCGAUGAACAAAUUUGACUGGGACCACCCUGUCCACCUUCAGCCAAUGAGCCCCACUACCACAAAACAAGUCUCAGUUACCUGGGAUGCGUAUGAGGCUACCAAGGAUGCCCAUGGUAUCUGCAUCUUGACUGAGUGGGAUGAAUUCAAGACACUUGACUACAAAAAGAUCUACGACAGCAUGCAGAAGCCUGCCUUCGUUUUUGAUGGACGGAAUGUCGUUGACUCUGAGAAGCUCAGGGAGAUUGGAUUCAUUGUCUACUCCAUUGGCAAGCCACUUGAUGCCUGGCUGAAGGACAUGCCUGCUGUGGCUUAAAUAAACUUGUGAUCCAGGAAAGAGAGGCGCGUCAGCGCAAUCCAUGAGCAGCUAUUGAUAGGGUUCAGUUAUAGUUGCUACUUAUCUUAUGCCAGAAAUUCAGAAUGUUAUUCUUUGUUUCCUUUUUUAAGUUUUUUUUCCGGGUUUACAGUCUUAGAAUGGCAUGGUCAUUGGGAUGUGCCUCCUCAUUCCUUUGAUCCAUUGCCAUAGCUUUGUAGCGAAUGUCUGUUGUUGCAUUUGUAUUAUGUUACUGGUGUUCAUCCUGUUGGUUAUACAUGUACCUUAAGUUACUUAAAGAUUAUCAUAGCAGUCUAUGUAUUAGCCCA
Lolium perenne is the source of this 1955-nucleotide messenger RNA. RefSeq names its product UDP-glucose 6-dehydrogenase 3. Gene Ontology annotation, biological process: glycosaminoglycan biosynthetic process. NCBI's taxonomy places the organism in Eukaryota, Viridiplantae, Streptophyta, Magnoliopsida, Poales, Poaceae. Gene Ontology annotation, cellular component: nucleus. Gene Ontology annotation, molecular function: UDP-glucose 6-dehydrogenase activity; NAD binding. The record is from RefSeq and is a predicted model, not a curated record.